Suillus subalutaceus is the source of this 1157-nucleotide messenger RNA. RefSeq lists its product as uncharacterized. The transcript is spliced from 5 exons. The record is from RefSeq and is a predicted model, not a curated record. NCBI's taxonomy places the organism in Eukaryota, Fungi, Basidiomycota, Agaricomycetes, Boletales, Suillaceae. The coding region runs from base 264 to 1157 and encodes 297 amino acids.
CAUUAAAAAACUUCCGAAGAAGCUCAUGGCCAUAUAAUGUGAAGAAGUGAUCCCUCGCAACUUGACAUUCUUCUGCCCACAACGUCACACCCUGAAGUUCCGACUAACAGAUCCGACUAGUUUGCUUUCUUCCUCGCUUGUCCUCUGAGGUGCACCGUCUGCAAAUCAUUAUAAGCAUCCCAAUGGCUUAGGACACCGCGUCUAAUUAACAGUUAGCGCUUCAGAAAUUCUCUCUAUGGCCCCUAUUUUACUCUGUUUCCUUCAUGAUGGCCACCAAAGCCUUCGACGACAGCAGGUCCGGCGUCUCCAACUUACCUCCCCCUUACGAUCCAAUCUCUACUUCUGUAUCAGCAGAUUCCGUCCAGUGCAAACGUUCGUUAUUUUCCUUCCCACAAUCUAAGCAAAAACGUUGUGCCCCAGUUCUAUCUCGCAUCCAUGAAAUUGUCUCUCCUGAUUUUACCCUUUCCCCUGUCGGGCCAAUUAUCAACUCCUGCGCUGCUGCUCUCCAAGCACCAGAGUUCUCCAAUCUCCUCCAAAAACCCAAUAUCAAGGAUCACACGGCGCUGUAUUGGGCGAUUGUAAACAACCGGCGAGAAGCCCUUUGGGAGUUUACUAAAUUCAUUUCUAAAUUCUCGCCUGCUUUCUCUUCCGACUUGCGGCUUGCGUGCAUGAUAGUCAACGACCACGAUUUGUUUAUGCAGCUGAAAUUGGGGGACAAUGUUGAUCCCGAGGAUAAGUCUUUGAGAUGCAUGUUGGGUUGUCCGCGAGAUGAGAUUGAUGUGCUACAGCAUGGAUCCAGCGAGGUGAAUCAUUCACCCGAAGAUAUUCUUGUCCAUGAAGGGGAUAGUGUAGGCAAAAACUACUUCUUUGCUCGUUUCGUCUUCAGGAUGUUCCAGAAACGCUUGCGUAUCAGACAGAAAUUGGCAGUAGAGUUUGUUGCCCGGGGGCGUAUAUGGGUAUUGCGCAUCUAUAUGGGGCCGAAAGGGAAGUGGUGGCUUGAGUAUGGUCUUUCUGACCAUAGCUUGCCAGUACCACAACCAAACGCCAAACUUGCAAUCCGGGCUCACAGCAGGCCUCCUUACUCGAGCAGUGUGAUCCAGAAACCUCUGAUUAUAAAUAUACAACAUCCACAGGACACGCUUGUACCUGAGGGGUAG